Molecule: messenger RNA, 1074 nt
Organism: Pieris brassicae (large cabbage white)
Lineage: Eukaryota; Metazoa; Arthropoda; Insecta; Lepidoptera; Pieridae
Exons: 1
Coding region: 272-805 (177 amino acids)
Source: RefSeq, a predicted model, not a curated record
CACAGAAGUCUCAAAUGCCUACGGUAGAAAUAAAUAAAUUUCGUUUUUUGAAUAAGAAUUUGGGGGAAAAAUAUCAAAUCGUCGGUGUUGGAUAGAUGGACAAUUACUGUCAAAUGUCAGCUACGUGACGUUAAUAUAUCGUAAAUAGCAACACUACUUAAAUGUAAUAAUCAUCUGACCGAAACAGUUAAUCUUUUCUGUGGUGCAUAUUUAUUUACAAUUUAUUAUUUUGCUUUCUGGAAUAAUUUUGGUAAUAUACGGAUACGUAAAAAUGAAACUAGAUUCUAAUAACAAGAUGAUAAAUGGUGAGGGUGAUACAGAAACGCCAGAGGAAGUGGUAGAUCCUCGCCAGAAUGCAGAGGAUCUUAUUGACGAGAUAUUAGCUGAAUUCACCGAGUCUCGAACACCUGACCCCAGGUAUGCGGGAAUCCCAGAAAAUUUACUUAAUAUGAUACAGACUCCAAGACCAUCAGCAACUGCUUUUUCUAUCAAUCAACCUCCAAAUACGCGAACUCCAGCUAAUUCUUUCUCAGAGAAUGCAACACUGGACGAUAUUGAUCCAUCGUCAGAUCUUGGAACCUCCAUACGAGACAAAUGUAUGGAACUUGAGGAGAUCCUACAAAGCCUUAAAUCCCGAUUAAAUCAUGUUGUUCUUGAUGAAAAUAUUAUUCUAAGUCCAGAUGCAAAUUCUAUGGAGGCAGAGCUUGAGCAUGAUUUAGACACUGAUUGUCAAGAAGAUUUAUCUCUACAAGAAUUUCUUGAAAUUCUCCAUUCCCAAAACAAAGUGGCACACAGUAGUGUAUAAUAAUUAUUUCUAUGUAAUAGUUAAGUUUUGAAUUAAUUAUUAUAAAAUAAUUGUAACUAUUGUAUAAAAUUAAUUCAAUCUUCAGAGGUGUUUGUCUUAGUUGAACUAAUGAUAUAGUCAACACUGGCAGUUUGUUUUAAUUUGAAGGGUGGGAAUGACUUAAACAUUUACCAUCAUUUUAACAUACUUCCACGUUUAUAAUGUGUAUAAAAGGUCAGUUGUUUAUGUUAUUAUUGUAGAAUUUUAGUUGUUAAAAUUAAUUACAUUGU